UUCGGCACUGCGCCCUUUGCCCAUCCCGACAUUGAUAAUCGAAGCCAAAUCGCCUCCUUGGAUGCCAAAACAGGCCAGGUACACUUCACAGAUGGAACAUCUGUCGAGCAGGGAGAUCACAUUCUGUUCGCAACCGGUUAUGACUUUAGUUUCCCCUUUCUCCCGAAUUUGAAGUCAGUCCAUAAAAGGAUUCCCGGGUUGGAUCAGCAUCUUCUCAAAAUCGAUGAUCCAACCCUGGCAUUUAUCGGCAUGGUAACAGGCGGCUUCGGCAUCCGCAUCUUCGAAUGGCAAGCCGUCGCCACCGCUCGGAUCUUCGCCGGCCACGCAGCGGUUCCUCCACAGGCGGAAAUGGAGAAAUGGGAACGCGACCGAAUAGCGCAAUCCGGUGACCAAGCUGCGUUCUGGACACUCAUUCCGGAUUUUGAAAAGCACUUUGAAGCGCUCCGUGCACUCGCGGGCGAGCCGGCACCAGGUACCACGGGGAGGGUUUUACCUCCGUAUAAACCGGAGUGGGGGGAUAUUUUCUGGGCGUUUGUGCGGUAUCGAGUGCAGUGGUGGGAGAGGGAGGCUGCUGAGGCGCGUUCGUCUUCGGGUCCUAGGUCUCUCAAGAUUUAG
This is a messenger RNA of Aspergillus ibericus CBS 121593, 615 nucleotides long. RefSeq lists its product as uncharacterized. Gene Ontology annotation, molecular function: flavin adenine dinucleotide binding; N,N-dimethylaniline monooxygenase activity; NADP binding. The transcript has 2 exons. Lineage: Eukaryota; Fungi; Ascomycota; Eurotiomycetes; Eurotiales; Aspergillaceae. The annotation marks the transcript as partial. The record is from RefSeq and is a predicted model, not a curated record.